AAAAAAAUCACUUAUUUUGGUAUAUUUGUGGAGGUUGAAGGUGUUCCUGCUCUGAUUCACCAGACCGAAGUAUCAUGGAAUGCCACCUUGGAUCCUUCGUCAUAUUUCAAAAUUGGUCAGGUUGUCGAGCAAAAUUUCACCAAUUAGAUUUCACACUGGACCGUAUAUUUUUAUCGUUAAAGGAGAUAACGCCAGAUCCACUUAUUGAGGCCUUGGAGACUGUGGUUGGUGAUCAUGAUAACUUAGAUGGAAGAUUACAAGCGGCAGAAGCAGACUCUGAGUGGCCAGAUGUAGAAUCACUUAUCAAAGAGUUGGAACAGAUUGAAGGGAUUCAGUCAGUAGGCCAAUGUGGUGAAUGUUAGAUAGAACAAUUCUCUUCAACAUAUUUUGCCUCUGGUUUGAGAAGUUUUACUAGUUUGUGGAUUAUGGGUCUUGAUAGACAUUUGUUUGUAUAGUGUCCCUAUUAAUACAUGUUAAUUUUAUUGAAAGUUGAGAAAUAAUAAUAUCCCUUGAAUAAUAGCUCAGUCAUCAUCAAUCAUAUUUUCAGAUGAU
This is a messenger RNA of Hibiscus syriacus, 552 nucleotides long. RefSeq lists its product as uncharacterized. The coding region runs from base 75 to 362 and encodes 95 amino acids. The record is from RefSeq and is a predicted model, not a curated record. NCBI's taxonomy places the organism in Eukaryota, Viridiplantae, Streptophyta, Magnoliopsida, Malvales, Malvaceae. The transcript has 5 exons.